This is a messenger RNA of Acanthopagrus latus (yellowfin seabream), 4370 nucleotides long. RefSeq names its product zinc finger protein 653 (gene znf653). The coding region runs from base 26 to 2254 and encodes 742 amino acids. The record is from RefSeq and is a predicted model, not a curated record. Gene Ontology annotation, cellular component: nucleus. Gene Ontology annotation, molecular function: transcription coregulator activity. Lineage: Eukaryota; Metazoa; Chordata; Actinopteri; Spariformes; Sparidae. The transcript is spliced from 10 exons. Gene Ontology annotation, biological process: regulation of transcription by RNA polymerase II.
GCUGAAGCUUCCCGCGUCUGUUUACAUGAUGAACCCCGGUGUUCGUGCUGGUGCGGUCCGUGGGAAAACACUUAGUGCACUGUACCGUUCUGAUGCGGUCUUCGGUGUACAUACUGGUUAUUUCCAUGAGCAUUUUGAUUUAAAUGUGCCCAUGUGGUGCACGACUGUGUUAAGGAAUGUUUCGACAAAGUUUACAAACCCCUGGCGUGGGAACACGAGCAAAAAAAAAAAAAAAGGAGUCCGUAACAGCGCUUCCUGUCAGGUCCGACAACUUCCGGGAUACCGGGUAAUAACAGCAUCAGCUGCUGUGGCCAAGAUGGCGCAGAGCCUGGCAGAGUUGGAAGUUUCCCUGGACGCUGACCAAGCUGGGCACCAAGGGAAGGGUGUUAUGAGGCGUUGCAGAGGACGGCCACGGCUCACGGACACCGACCGAGCUCAGAGGCGCCUCGAAUCCCGAAAGAAGUACGACGUGAGGAGGGUUUACCUGGGAGAGUCGCACAAGCUGUGGAGUGAGCUCCGCCGGCGCACCAGUCUGAGUGAUGCCGGACUGGCAGAAUACCUGAUCCUGCUCAACUCCACCUACGGAGACAAAUACCAGCAGAAGUACUGUGGGAAGAAAAUUGCUCCAGAGGUAAAACAGAAAAAAGGCAGGAAGGAGCGAGUCUCCAGCCUCCAGAGUCUGGUGUGUUGGUACCAGGAGCACUCCUGCUCCUGCCCUCAUGAGCCGCAGCUCAGAGCCCUGGAGCCCCAGCCCAACUUUUCCACUGCUGCCAUCUGGCAGUGUGACUCUGACCACUCAUUUGUGCAAUAUCUUUUCUCACCACCGAGGGAGGCAAGUGACUCUGAGCAAGAAGGGGAAGUGAAUGGAGAGGGUGAUGGAGAGAAUGUAGCAAAGACAGACAUGCCUGUGGCUAAAGGUGUAGUGAGCAGGAAGAGGAGAAAGGAUGCUCACAAACAGUUCAGAGAUGUGGAAGAAAAUGUGGAUGUUUCUGAGACAGAACAUGCCCCCAUGAGCCCCAUAAAACAGAUUACAGCUCUAGACCACCCGUCCAGUAUAGAGACCUCUUCAAAGGAUAAUCCACUGACAGCACAGCCGGUCUGGGAGAUGGAGAUGGUCAUGGAACACCAGCAAGGUUCCCCCGCGGCAGCAUUUUCCUCAGUCCCCUCAGAGGAGGAGGCCGAGGAGGCUGAGGAUCUGAGGCAAGGCAGAGACAGAGAAGAGGAGGAGAUCAGGACUGUGCCGCACGAUUACGACCAUGUUACCGUGACGACGUCCAUAACUGAUAAACUGGAGAAGGUGGACGAGGACUCUGUGCUGACACAGAGCCUGAGCGGCUCAGUCCCGCUGGGAGCUCAGCCGGAGCUGUCUGUCCCGCCGCCCAUGCAAGAGCAGAGCGAGCUGUUUGACCCUCAGACUCUGCAGACGGUGGUGACCAGCUGUGAGAUUCCUGACCAGAGGACCGCUUUGGAAGGCUCACAGUUAAUUAUCAUUACUGGCCCCAGCUAUGAGGCCCUGGCAUCAGAGGGCAUCCAGCUCAACAUGGGCGGCGGGAACAUGGAGGAAGUCACCUGCACUGUCAUCGGGGGUGUCACCUACAACCAGGUUUGCGUGUCUGACUCUAAACUGCAAAGAGUGGAGGAUGAAGACUCCAUGACAGGUUUGAGCGACAAACAGCUGCUGCAGCCCAGUGUUGAUGCUCUGGAGCUGGGUAGUGACCGAGAGCUGCAGCGGAGUCUGAGCGGCGUCCGGUCGAAGAGAAACAGGCGAGGUCCCGUCAUCGAAGCAGAUGGGAUGCUCAAGAUGUUCCACUGUCCGUACGAGGGCUGCAGUCAAGUCUACGUCGCUAUUAGCAGCUUUCAGAAUCAUGUCAACCUUGUUCACAGGAAAGGGAGGACCAAAGUUUGCCCCCAUCCAGGCUGUGGGAAAAAGUUCUACCUGUCAAACCACCUGCAUCGCCAUAUGAUCAUCCAUUCAGGUGUCAGAGAUUUCAUCUGUGAGACCUGUGGAAAGUCGUUUAAGCGCAAGAAUCACCUGGAGGUUCACCGGCGGACCCACACAGGAGAAACACCGCUCCAAUGUGAAAUCUGUGGCUACCAGUGUCGCCAGCGCGCGUCCCUGAACUGGCACAUGAAGAAACACACUCCAGAGGCCCAGUACAACUUCACCUGCGAGUUCUGUGAGAAGAGGUUCGAGAAGCUGGACAGCGUUAAAUUCCACAAGCUAAAAAGCCACCCAGACAAGCAGGCAACCUGAGGUGUCCGGACACUGGUGACAGGAGCUGAACAAGUACAAGUUGGCCCUCCAAAAGCCAGAGGGAAGCAUCCAGUGAGGAUGACAGACUUUCCUUUGCUGUGUUUGUCUUGCCUCUCAUGUCCAGGAUGAUGUGAACCUGUGACCACGCAAGCAGUGAGUGAGGGAGAAAAGUGGGCCCGUCUGUCAGCUGUGCAGGACACAAGCUGUUUCAGAGUACAGCGGCCAGACAUUGGGUUUGAACAUACGUGGUACAGCCGGAAAAAAAACAUUGUCCACUGUUGAUUGAUGAUGUCCAAUUGACCGUUCGCAAGAUCCCACCCCCAGACAGCUAAAUUUACAAAUGAAAUGAUCAACAGAAUGUGAAAAUAGCAAUAUUGACACCAUGAAAUCUGUGUGUUGUGUUGUACAGAUAUCUACCAGAGUUAGCAUGCUAACCAGCCCCGACCUGUCUGGUGCAGAGCUUCUGUGUAAACACUACAAAUACGAACAGUCCCCUGGUGCUCUGUGCUCCCAGUUGAGGCAGCGUAUAUAGCGGUUACUAGUAAAAUGUUGCUUGUUUUUUGUUUAGAAUAUGAAUAAGCAGCUGGCAAGAUCAAGAUCUAGACACACCUGUUCAGUCAACCUCAAGAUUUCUCUACCUGUUGAGAUAAAAAUACUCCAUAUGUGAAGGCAAUGAGGCAAGUAAAUCAUUAGUACGGCUGCCUAACUAGCUUCCUCCUCACAUUUAAGAAGCCCUGUGAAUGAUAGCAAAUCUACUAUGUAUUUUUUCCACCCUGUGUGGGAGCCAGUCCAGGAUGCUUCAUUGUGAGAGUGAAGCUAAGAUUAGCGUCUCAGUUCAGCAAAUUUAAUGAAUGGCACCAUGGCGAAGGCAUGAGCCAGCCCACUGUGCCUCUGUCCGUCUAGCCCUGAUAUUCUUUCUCUAACCCUAACCAAUCAUCACUCCUCACACCUGAAUUUAACCAGCCAAAACAAUGAUGGCAACAAGUACUUGGCGAUCAGAGGCAGAUUAAGACGGGUCAUGCUUUCACCAUGGGUGGAUUCGUAGUUCCGUGCUCCUUGUUGGAGUCGGGAAAGUUUGCCUUCCAGCAGUUUCAGCUAAACUUGUUGAUUGACGUAGCGUUAUGUUCACCAAACACAGUUCUCCUCUUAGAAGUCUUUUCUCUUUUAUUGUUACAAGUAAAACACACAUUUUUGAAUUUUUUUCAUAUUUGAAAAUAUGAUUUACAAUAUAUCACUAAGGUAACGUUUACAUUAUAACAAAAUAAAUCCAAUAGUGCAUUUUCCUUCUCAUCCUUAAAAUACAUGGAUGAAUAAGCGCCACACUGAAACAAAAACAACAAUGCUGCUUCAUUAGUUCUAUCUCUUCUAUGUUAAUCACCAACUGGUGAGGAUGCUGACAUUUUGCCAGGGACUUGUAGCCUCAAUCUUUUCAUGUAUGUAGCCAUCAACUUUAUGUGAGCCCGACUCAGUUUGAAGCCAACCAGAGAGAAAGCUUUCAGCCAACUCAUGUAGCUUACGUUAGCUUAGCUAGCUAGACAGAUAGUCGGUCAUCGCUGGCUAGAAAUUAACUUGAAAUCGGCGACUAAGUGUGCAGCAACAAUGUGGAGGGGUGGGCUUAGUGAACGGUCAUCUCAAAGUUUUUGACAAGACAAAAUAUUUUGCACAUGCCUAACAAUGGUAUGGUCCGCUGAAGAUCAUUUCCAUUGUUACACCCACACAGCAAGUUGUUGUGUUGUUAUAUGGUGGGUCAGUGGGUGAGAUAUCACUACGUGUGUGUUUAUAUACUUGAAAUUAAGGCUGUAAAAAUGGACAUCAUUGAGGUGUUUUCCGUCGCCCUACACUGCUCGUACAGACUCAAAUGUGCAGUUCUCCUUUUCAGUUCUUCUACUGUUGCAUCUGUUUUGUGGGUCAGCUGUCUUGAUCUUAUAUUUUUUCCUUAGUCCUGACUCACAGGUCCCAAAGAGAAAUCCUGUGAGUUUAAUGUGACAGUUUCUCAGGAAAAUUUCCCCUCAGUCUUCUUGUGUUGCUGACUUUUGUUGUAUCUGUGUUUUAGUUGCCAAGAAAAUGCACUUUCCCCCCCCCCCUCCCGAUGAAUCACUAAAACGUGUGAAUAUGA